Andrographis paniculata is the source of this 3067-nucleotide messenger RNA. RefSeq names its product transcription termination factor MTERF4, chloroplastic. The record is from RefSeq and is a predicted model, not a curated record. Gene Ontology annotation, biological process: regulation of DNA-templated transcription. Gene Ontology annotation, molecular function: double-stranded DNA binding. The coding region runs from base 150 to 1748 and encodes 532 amino acids. The transcript has 2 exons. NCBI's taxonomy places the organism in Eukaryota, Viridiplantae, Streptophyta, Magnoliopsida, Lamiales, Acanthaceae.
CUCACUCUGCGGUGGGUUGCAGAGGUUCGUCGAAAUAUCUAUCUCAUCUGCUUCACUCCCAUUUCCGGUUUUAAUUUCUCUCCUGGUUUAUGUUCCGGAGGAGUUGGGAUUUGUUCGCUGCUCUUGCUGCCUGAUUUAGGUAAUUUUGGAUGGUCAUGUUAAUGGUUGGGAUGAAAAUUUCAAGCUAUGUCACUCUCACGAAACCCAAUUUCCUGUUCGUGCAUUAUGAGUUGCCGGCUUCUGUGUUCCAAAAGCCGCAGUUGAUUUCUACACCGACUUUGUGCAUUUCUAGUCAUUGUAAGAGAAGGUGUGGAUUUGUGAUAAAGCUUCAUUCCUCAGUUGCUGCUGGCAGAACCCGUUCAUCUACUCGUACCGAGGUAUCUUUGUCUAAGGGAGAUAGAUUCGUAAAAGAGGAGAAACCAGUUGACCCUGCUUCAUUUUACACUCACCCCAGUUUAUUAGAAAUGAAGAAUGAAAGGAUUGCUAACCGGGCUCGUGUUUAUGAAUUUUUGAGGGGGAUUGGGAUUGUUCCUGAUGAGCUUGAUGGAUUAGAGCUCCCUGUCACAGUUGAAGUCAUGAGAGAACGAGUGGAUUUCCUUCAUAAGUUAGGACUCACAAUUGCAGAUAUCAACAAUUAUCCUCUUGUCCUUGGUUGCAGUGUGAAGAAAAACAUGGUUCCGGUGCUUGACUACCUUGGGAAAUUGGGUGUCAGGAAGUCCACUUUUACUGAAUUCUUGCGUCGGUACCCACAGGUCCUCCAUGCUAGUGUUGUGGUUGAUCUUGAGCCGGUUGUUAAAUAUCUUCAGGGCAUGGACAUCAAGCCUAAUGAUAUUCCUCGAGUCCUUGAAAAGUACCCAGAAGUUUUGGGAUUCAAACUUGAGGGCACAAUGAGUACUUCAGUUGCAUAUUUGGUUGGAAUUGGAGUAUCUAGACGUGAGAUAGGAGGGGUGCUGACGAGGUACCCAGAGAUACUGGGCAUGCGAGUAGGUCGGGUGAUCAAACCAUUUGUGGAGUACUUGGGAAGCUUGGGAAUUCCAUGUCAAGCUGCUGCAAGACUGAUUGAGAAACGGCCACACAUUCUUGGUUUUGGGCUUGCUGAGAAGGUGAAACCAAAUGUCAAAUUGCUUUUAGAAUACAAUGUUAGACAUACUUCACUUGCAGCUGUGAUUGCACAAUAUCCUGAAGUCAUAGGAAUUGACCUGGAAAUGAAGCUUCCAGGUCAACGGGACUUCCUCAAUUCCAUCAUAGGAUUGAGUCAUGAAGAUUUUGGGAGGGUCAUUGAGAAAAUGCCCCAAAUUGUCAGCCUGAGCAACAAAGCAAUUGUUACUCAUGUAGAUUUCUUAAUGGAAUGUGGAUUCUCUAUGGAACAAGUGAAUCGAAUGGUUGUGGGUUGUCCACAUUUGAUGGCCUUGAAUGUUGACAUUAUGAGACUCAGUUUUGAGUACUUCGAGACCACAAUGGCAAGGCCAUUGGAUGAUUUGGUGGCUUUCCCAGCUUACUUUACUUAUAGCCUUGAAUCUACCAUUAGACCAAGACACAAGAUGAUACAUCAGAAGGGGGUGAAAUGUUCUCUUGCUUGGCUUCUCAAUUGUUCAGAUGAGAAAUUUGAAGAGCGAAUGAGUUAUGACACUGUUGACAUGGAAGAGAUGAAUUCAGAUUCUUCCUUUGACAUGAAUAGCUUCAUGAAAUCCAGCAAUGAAGAGUCUGAUUCUGAAUAUGAAGAUGACAGUGAUGAUGACUAUGCAUAAAAUUGGUGAGGCUAGAGGAUUGCUAUCAAGACAAGUGGAAGCAUAUGAGGGAACUUUCCUCUGUGUAAAGUAGCCUUAGAUGCACUUUUCAGAUCCUGUGCCCAUUUUCAGCAUUAGGAAUUUUAUAGGGAUUGAUUGGACAAGUCUUCUAACAGGAAUGUUUAUUAAAAGAGGUAUGCUUGUUAAUUUGAUCCAGAAUUGUUUUGGCAGUGAUUUCACUUGGUCCAACUAUAAAAGAUCUGAUAGGCCUAUUAUGGUGCUUCCAUACUGAAAUGAGUUGAAAGACUGUUCAAUGGUGGCUACUUUUUAAUUUUAUGGAGGGAUGCAGAUAACAAGGGAAAAACUCAAGGCAGAAAGCUCUCACUGGUAUAAGUAGUUUAUUUUGUCAUACUUGUAUGCCACUGUGUCAUCCUUCCUAUAAUAUGCAUGUGUGUAUAAUAACAAAAUCUGCUCGCCAGUUGUUCUUGAUAUUUUUUGUGCUAACAGUUGUUCAUGAUAAAGAAUAGGUGAAUAGUAGAUCACUUCAUUUUUUGAAUGAUCAGUUAAGAAGGAAGAUAUGAACUAAAAUAUAGGAUGUUCUGUCGGAGAAAUGGCCUUGAGUGUUGAUAUGAAGGUAGCUUAACUGAUUUGUUAUUACAUUAGGACUAAAAAUAGGUUUAUACAUACAUUGCAUACGCAAGAGGUGAAUAAAAUAUAUUAUCCAUAUGGGGAAAAAAUAGUCCCAGAUUCUGAAUAUUGUUGAUCAAUCAAUUUAUGACAAUUCUCUUAAUGUAAUAUACGACGGUAUUUACAUGGAAACAGUUAGCGUGCCAAGAAUCUAGGUAAUAUUAUUGCCGAUUGUCGGCUGAGCAGAUCAGGUAAUUUCUCAUUUCAUUACGCCUUUGUACGGAUUUGUAGUUACCUUUAUGCUUCAAAUAAUGAGGAAAAAGGUCCUGGAAAGGAGAUUCUUGCUUGCUCUUGUCUGAGUAAAUUGGAUCAAUUGAUUUCUGUCCAUAAUCAGUUUUAGAUGUUUGAGUUCAAAUUACCAAGUUCUAAGGUCAUAUAUGCCUGAUACAUGUUGUAUCCAGCAAUACAUCAUCAUUUCAGUAUUUCUUGAUUUUAUUACUCCUAUAAUGAAAUUCUUUAAAUAAAGUCAGUUGCUAAUCCCUCCAUUCAUCCCAAUUAAACUAAUCCAAAUUAUCUCAUACAAGAAACUUGUAUGCCAAAUUAUCUAGUUGAUAUGUGCCUUCAGUCACUGUUGUCCUGAUUCAUGUUCUGAUCUUGCCCAAUAUAAAUUUUCAGUUGCUUUUAUAUCUCGGGAAAUUUUCGACUGUUUUAUU